This is a messenger RNA of Protomyces lactucae-debilis, 550 nucleotides long. RefSeq lists its product as uncharacterized. The record is from RefSeq and is a predicted model, not a curated record. Gene Ontology annotation, biological process: regulation of transcription by RNA polymerase II. The transcript has a single exon. The coding region runs from base 156 to 536 and encodes 126 amino acids. Gene Ontology annotation, molecular function: DNA-binding transcription factor activity, RNA polymerase II-specific; RNA polymerase II cis-regulatory region sequence-specific DNA binding; protein dimerization activity. NCBI's taxonomy places the organism in Eukaryota, Fungi, Ascomycota, Taphrinomycetes, Taphrinales, Protomycetaceae.
CUCUUGUCUGCUUAGGCUCUCCUGUACUUUCUCUGUAUCUUUCUCUUCUUUUCAUCUUUGUGACUGUUUACUUUCUCUCUUCACAUGCGACGAGCCAGAGGUCUACUUCUUCAACUACUUUGAUCUCUAGCGUCGCAUCGGCAGCAGGGCCUGCUAUGGCUACAGCCGGCAACGGUACCUCUAGACCAGGCGACGCCAAUACUGCUAAAAGCGCAUCCCCAACGAAACCCACGACAGCAACAGCCUCAAUGGCGCAAGACCUUCUCUCACCGCUAGAGAAGAAGGCCAAUCACAUCCAAAGCGAGCAAAAGAGACGACAAGCGAUUCGUGCUGGCUUUGAUCAGUUGUGUGUACUGGUACCGAGUUUGGAGCCAUCGCAGAGUAAGAGUGAAGCGUUGGUGUUGGGCAAAGUGAGUGAGUAUAUUCAAGCGUUGGAGAGCGAGAAUGAGGCACUUGAGAAUAGUAUUCGAGGAAGAGGGGGACGAGUCCCUGUGCAGGCGGUAGAGAUUGGUCAGGCAUCAGAGGUAGAUGGCUGAGGAUGCGCUAUUGA